AUGGCGAGCACACCAGAAGAGAAGCCCCAACGGGCGACUGCUGCUCAGCUGGCGAACAGAAAAAUAAAGGAUGUUCGAAGGCGCCGUCCCAACACCGCUACUCCAAGCUCCGCUGGAGCAUCGUCAAAUCCCUUCGACACAUCUGCUUCGCAACCGACAAACGGUUUCUCAUUUGGUCAAUCUCAGAGCUUCCCAGGAGCAAGUUCAGCACCAAGCCAACCUACACAAAACGGAACAUCAUCACCAUUUUCAUUCGGUGGCGGAAGUGGUGGAGGCGGUGGCUCGUCUUCAUUUAAUUUUGCCUCACCUUCAUUUGGCUCUGGUCCAGCGCCGAGCAAUCCUUUUGCCAGCAUGAGUACCGGUGCACCAAGCCAGCAGGAAGAAACCAACGGCUUCUCUGGCUUCAAAGGAAAUAUGUUCAGCCUCCCUCCUACUGGGAGCCAAGCGCCGGCCCAGCAGGCUUUGCCCUCUACGGGACUUUUCGGCCAGAACAACACCACCGGAGGAAUGUUUGGCAGUUCCUCUACCCCUGCAUCUUCACAGCCUGCUGCGGCAACACCUACCGCCACAGCUGGGAUAUUCGGACAGCCUGCUGCCUCCAGCGCUGCUCCUUCACCUAGUAUUUUCGGCCAGUCUAGUACGAGUAAGCCUUCUGCAUUCGGGCAAUCUACAGCUUUCGGGGACGACUCGAUGCAGACAUCCCCCGAUGCAAAGGGCGCUGCUGCUGCAUCGAAGCCCUCCAUCUUUGGCAAUGGAACUCCCGCAGCUGCACCCCCUGUGUUCGGUGGUCUGAGCUCAGAGGCGAAGCCCGCAGCCUCAACUGAGCAGACACCUUCCAAGCCUCUCUUUGGAGCGAAGCCUGCCGAACAAGCUACUCCUGCAACGCCACUCUUUGGUGCCACCACGCAGUCUACCUCUGCGACUCCCGCUGCAUCUACCCCUGCACCGGCUCCUUCCGCUUCCACUCCGAACCUUUUCGGGGCUAAACCCGCGGACAAGCCUGCUACGCCCUUCCAAAACCCCUUCCAGUCCACAAACCUUUUCUCAGGUGCACCUGCAGCAUCGAAUACUCCCCAAGAGAAGGAGCAGGAAGAGAAGAAAGCGAGCGAGCCUGCCUCCACCACUCCGUUCCAAUUUGGUGCCACCAAUACUGGUGGAGCUUCGCUCUUCUCAAAGAGCGCGAGCGCUGCCCCUGCUCCCGCAUCUGGUGGAUUGUUUGGUGUAAAACCGGCAUUUGGUGCUUCUCAGCCUGCUGGGGCGGGCAACCUAUUUGCCCCCAAGCCUGCUGCGACUACGGAACAAAGCACGCCGAAGGCACCCGAAGGGAACCCUUUCGGCAGUUUGUUUGCACCCAAGCCCGCUACCACACAGGAGAAGCCAGAGCCUACCCCCGCCCCCGCCCCCGCCGGCGGUCCUUUCGGCAGCCUCUUUGCUCCCAAGCCUAGCACCCCGGCGGAGGCAGAAAAGAAAGCUGAACCUCCCAAGGCAGCUCCGGCCGCCCCCUUGUUCUCGGCUUCGACUCCUGCUGGAGGUGCUCCAAACCUGUUUGCACCAAAACCGCCAUCUUUCCCAAGCUCCACUACUGAGCCCAAGACUCAAACACCUGGCUUCACACCAGCCGUACCCGCACCCGUUUCCAGCUCCUUCAAGGUCAAUGGUACCGAGAAGGCACUGUCGACCAAGCCCGCUGAAACCCAACGUUUUGAGACCCUCCAGCCUCGCAAACUUCCUACUGAUUUGAGCACGGAGCUCAAGGAUGAUGCGGAGCUGUUGCAUCGGAUUCGCAUGCUGAAUGAAUGCUUCAAGCGUGAGAUAACUGGUCUGGAUCCCGGCAAGGACGACUUUGAUCUCAUUGUUCAAUUUUACAUGCGAGUUCGCGAAACUAUUGGGGCACCAACUGCUGGCACAAAACGAAAGACUCGGGAUGACGAAGAGACGGCUGCCGACACUCAUACCCAGAAGAAGGUUAAGCCAUUUGGUGCUAGCAGUGUCGAGACCCCAUCUAGCAAAGUAAAUGCUCCUGAGAUGAACAUCGCGCCAAGCUCCAUCACAAGCACACCUUCAAAACUUUUUGGAUCGAGCCAAACCACUCCAUCCAAGCCCGCUGAAGAGAAUGAUGGAAACUCAAGCACUGCAAACAUUUUCGCCAAGUCAUUUUCGAAUUCCAAAUCUUCCGAAUCUGAGACGGCUAAAGCUGAGGCUCCCAGGCCUUCAACGCCCGAAUCUAGCAAACCUUCCAUGUUUUCUACCACUCCAACCACCUCACCGGCAAAACCAUUGUUCCCUACUGCAUCUGUGACCAAGGAAAGCACAUCCACAUCCACAUCACUCUUUUCCUCUUCCGUUUCGAAACCGACUACUGCUGCUGCUCCGGCAAAUCCAUUUGCCCCGAAGCCUGCGGCGACUACGACCUCGGAUUCUACAUCUGCUUCAGCAUUCCAAAUACCGAAGUUUGGUGGUGCCUCUGGAGGUCCAGUCGACUUCCUUGCGCAAUUCAAAUCGCAAGCUGAUAAGAACGCUGAGAAGGAGAAGGAGAAGCGAAAGGCAGAGGACUUUGAUUCCGAAGAGGAAGACGAGGCUGAAUGGGAGCGCAGGGAUGCAGAGGAACAGCGGAAGAAGCGGGAAGAAAUGGAGUCUCGUUCCAAGAAGCCUCCCAAGUUUGUUCCCGGAAAAGGCUUUGUCUUUGAGGAUGAAGACAGUGAGAAGACCCCUGAGCCUAAGAAGGCAGAGGAUGCCGUUGUUCCCAACGGUCCUUCAGCCUCCGCUGCUGGCGCCUCGGUCUUCGAUACAAAGAGCAAAUCAUCUGCCAAGUCCAGCAACAUUUUCGGUCACUUGUCAGCUACUCCGUCUGAAGUUGAAGAAAACGACGCGGAUGAAACGGAUGACGCUGGCGACGAGGCAAGUGAAUCAGAGUCGAAGGGUGUUUCGGCCAGCGAGAGCAACGAUGACGGUGAUCUCAACAAGGCUCUGGCAAAGUCCAAGCAGACCACUUCGGAUAAGACUACGAGCGAGGACUCAGCCACCCCUGCACCGGCGUCAGAGGGACGUAGUCUGUUUGAUCGUGUAGCUACUCCAACGGAGGAAAAGAAGAACCCAUUCGGUGGCCUUCUUGGCGCCUCGAAACUACCAGGACCCGCGACGCCGACCCUAUUUGCUUCUCCUAGCAAACCCUCGUCGGACCAAGGCAGUGGCUCCAAUGUCUUUGGAUCCUCUCUGAAUACCGGUGGCCUCUUUGCUACUCCUGCUCCAGCAACCUCGGGCUCUAGUACUGGGUCUAUCUUUGGUGCCAAGCCGGGCAGUGACAACACUUGGAAGAUGAACUCCCCCAUCAAAUUUGCAGCGGACUCUGCGUCUGCAUCGAAGGAAAACUCUGGGUCGACGACCCCAGCGUCUGAUUCAUCGAAGCCGUUCUCCACCUUGUUUGGAGCGCCUGCAGGGUCAAAGCUUUCUGAUUCUAGUUCCCAGAAGCCUUUGGGAUUUUCUUUUGGUGGACCAAGCCAGCAAGCACCAUCUGUUUUGGCUCCUUCGACCCUCACUUCUGCUACUCCUAGCGGCACAUCGACCCCAGGAGCUUCUGAUACGGGAGCAAACGGGUCUUCGGACGGUGAUGCUGUCGAAGCCCUACCCCAGGUCGACCUUGCCCGGGGUGGAGCAGGCGAAGAGGACGAAGACGUUGUGUUUGAGUCUCGUGCCCGUGGUCUUCAGCUCAAGGCCGGCGCCGGUUGGGAGAGCAAGGGUGUUGGAUUCCUCAAGAUUCUGAAGAACCGCGAGACUUCUCGUGCUCGUAUUCUUCUUCGAGCCGAUCCCAGUGGAAACAUUGUUCUGAACGCAGCUUUGAUGAAGGCGAUCACGUACAAGGCUUCUGGAAACAGUGUUCAAUUCCUCGUGCCUCAACCCGAGGGACCUCCGGAAUCGUGGGCCAUUAGGGUCAAGAAGGAGGAGACUGAAACCUUGGCCUCGAAGAUGGAAGAAACCAAGGCUUAG
Aspergillus wentii DTO 134E9 is the source of this 3984-nucleotide messenger RNA. Its product is annotated as RanBP1 domain protein. NCBI's taxonomy places the organism in Eukaryota, Fungi, Ascomycota, Eurotiomycetes, Eurotiales, Aspergillaceae. The coding region runs from base 1 to 3984 and encodes 1327 amino acids. The transcript is spliced from 2 exons. The record is from RefSeq and is a predicted model, not a curated record. Gene Ontology annotation, cellular component: nuclear pore. Gene Ontology annotation, biological process: intracellular transport.